AUGAUCUCUGUUCGCAAUUCGAGAACUCUCAGCAGCAACUCAAAGUUUACUAAAGUCGAACUUUGGUACGAAAUUCACAAUGGAAUUCCCGAAGGGGCAGGAGGGCGCGAGGACAAAACACCCGAUCCCGCGCUUCUUCCAAUCCGAUUGGUUGGAGGACCCGCCCCGUCCUCCGGACCCGCCCCUCUUUAUCUUGCGUCGCUGUCAAUCGCGCUGCGACCACGUUCCGGCGCAUGCGCACUCUGGACGACGGGCCGGUGUGACGGUCAGCUCUCGGACCUGCCCGCGAACCUUCCAAACCAGCAACAUCUGCAACCUAAAAACGCCAUGGAUGCAGACGCAUGCGAACACCGCCAACUGCAAGUGGUCUUCCAAAUCAAAAGCAGCCUGAACCAGUGGCACCCACAUCCCAUGCAUGAAUCAAACAUGGAAGUGCAAGCCGAUUAAUUGAAUAUUUUUAAGGUAGCGGUAGAUGGACUUUUGAUAAGCAAAGCAGUGAAAUGUUACGGAGAGUAGCUGGGAAUGUGAAGUUGAGGUUACAGUCAGAUCAGCUGCAAUCUUACCGAAUGAUGGAUCAGACAAUGCAGGGUCAUGCCCAUUGUGGCACCGAAUUCAUAUAUUCCCACAGGGUCAUAGAGAUGGACAGCAGAGAAUCAGCCCCUUUGAUCCAACUUGUCCAUGCCGACUAGACAUCCUAAAUGAACCUAGUCCCAUUGCUAGUAUUUGGCUCAUAUCUAAGCCCUUCAUAUUCGUAUGACCCUCUGGAUGCCUUUUAAAUGUUGUAAUUGCACAUGGUUUAAUGUCCAUAGGAAGGCCACUGACAAAAAGCCUCUUCUUCAUUGUUGUUAAUUUCUUCACUUUUUGUGCCCAUGACUGGGGAGCUGAUUGAAUCCAUUGGAUCAGGCUGUGGAAGGGUGGGCGGUGGGCAGAAGGCAUGUUUUACCUGCGAAUGGAGAAACUCUAGAGACAAUGUUAGCUGCUGAAAGUAUCUUUGCAUUUCCUCUCUCAUUCCUUCCUUGCUAAGGUGGUUUUAACUACGCUAAAUUGUGUCUGCCUAUUUCAUCAUUCUUUGAAUUCUUGAAAUCUGUUACUCUGUUCACUAGUUAUGACAUCAUCAAGUUUUAUACAAUCCAUAAACUUGUAAAUUGUCCUGCCUAAACAAGUCAGUCAUUUAUAAACAACAAUCAAUGGUCCUAAAAUCAAAUUCUCUAGGGUUAUUCAAAACUAAUUUUCCUUUAACAAAUUGAUACUUGGCUAAUGUGAAAGCUGUCAGGAUAAGUAU
Molecule: messenger RNA, 1282 nt
Organism: Chiloscyllium plagiosum (whitespotted bambooshark)
Lineage: Eukaryota; Metazoa; Chordata; Chondrichthyes; Orectolobiformes; Hemiscylliidae
Source: RefSeq, a predicted model, not a curated record